AAGAAUCAGAGGGAGAGGAAGAAUCAGAGGGAGAGGAAGAAUCAGAGGGAGAGGAUGAACCAGAGGUAGAAGUGGAACCGAAACCAAAAGCCGCUAAGAGGGCAAAGAAAGCAACCAGACCUACUUGGCAUUGGGUGAAGAAAGACUUGCCAGUACAUGUAAAUCCAUCUAACCAUCUUACACCAAAAGGCCCAGCAAGCAAAGCUACAACUCCAUUGGAAAUGUUUUUGGCCCACUUUGAUACAAUGAUGCUUGAGUUUUUAGUAUUGGAGACAAACAGAUUGCGGCUAGAAACUAGAGCACGAGUAAAAACAAUAACAAUGACUGAAAUUAGGAAAUUCAUCGGAGUGCUUUUCUACAUGACAGUAGUGGACAUACCAUUCCGUCGAAUGUACUGGUCAGCUAAGACACGUCAAACGGUAGUGGCUGAUGCUAUGACUGUGAAUAGGUUUGAUGAAAUAUUCUCCCUUUUACAUUCAUGUGACAAUGCACUGCAGAAAGAGAGAGGAGCCGAUGGUUAUGAUAGACUGUACAAAGUACGUGACUUGAUUACUCAACUGAAUGAAAACAUUACUCAGUGCGCAGAAAUGGAAACAUGUUUAUCAGUGGAUGAACAAAUCAUACCUUUCAAAGGACGACAUUCCCUCAAAAUAUACAUGAAGAACAAGCCUAAGAAAUGGGGAUACAAAGUCUGGGUACUUGCUGGGCAGUCUGGGUAUGCACACAAGUUACAGUUUUAUGGAGAUAAUACAGUGGAGCCCACUGGUACAGAUCUUACUGCUGAUGGCAUAGGAGCAUCAGGUGAAGUUGUCUUACAGCUUUUGGAAGGAGUACCUCCGAAAUGUUAUUGCUUCUUUGACAAUUAUUUUGCCUCACCUGCCCUAUUAGCUGAGCUCAAAAAGAAAGAGAUAUAUGCUACCUGCACUAUGAGAAAGAACCGCACCAAUGGUUGUCCCUUGUUGUCUGAAAAAGAAUUGAAGAAGAAAGGACGUGGGACGUGGGGAUCAUGGAAUUCUACUUUGUGA
Priapulus caudatus is the source of this 1025-nucleotide messenger RNA. Its product is annotated as piggyBac transposable element-derived protein 3-like. The record is from RefSeq and is a predicted model, not a curated record. NCBI's taxonomy places the organism in Eukaryota, Metazoa, Priapulida, Priapulimorpha, Priapulimorphida, Priapulidae. The coding region runs from base 222 to 1025 and encodes 267 amino acids. The transcript has 2 exons.